This is a messenger RNA of Coregonus sp. 'balchen', 13203 nucleotides long. Lineage: Eukaryota; Metazoa; Chordata; Actinopteri; Salmoniformes; Salmonidae. The record is from the annotation of a GenBank genome assembly.
AUGGCCAAAAGCGAUGGGUGCGAUUAUUUCAGAAGAAGCAGUCUUUUUUGGAUAACUACAGUGACGCUUUCGAUGGGAUACUUCACAGUAAGUGAAUGCCACAAACCGUGGAUGGGUUUGAAGCAAUACCACCACAAUUAUAAAGCAAACUGUUAAGUUCACUUUGUGCCACUGCCACCAUGUCGUAAACAUAGCCAAGGUGUCACCACGAAUGGACUCCGGGUGGAUCUCUAUUUUUACUCAGGCAAUUUUCUGUCAUUUAUUCAGACGUUAGUUUUUGUUGUGUUGUUGUUUAUUAUUAAAUUCCCGUGAAGUCCAUGGCGUAGUAGCACGCUAUUUUAGCUUUUGAAGUUAGCCUAGAUGUUGCGCUUUCAAUUCACUUUUAGCCAGGUCAUCAACCUUGCGAGUUAAAUAUUAAUUAUCUUGCUGUAAGAAGCCUGCAAAUUUACCCAAAGUUAAACAUUUCAUAUUGUAUAAUUGCCAUUGUAAUUACCGACUAAUCAUGUAUCUAUUAUUGCAAUCACUAGCUAGGUUUCCAUCCAAUUGGCGACAGAUUGAAAUGCGAAUAUUGUAAAAUCAUAAUUUAUUUAAUCUGUAUCCUAAUAAACUGCAUGCUUUCCCGAGUCUUAGAACCACAUAACACAUCACAUCAUCGCGUGACUCCAAGUUUACUUCGAAAUGAUGGUUAUUAUAUCAGUAUUUGCGAUUAAUGCCAUUACCACCGGCAUUUCUCGCAUAAUUCAUUUUACCCACCGACACAAAAAGAUCCCACCAUGAAUAGCAUACUUUGUUUUUUCGACAUUUGGAAAGUUAACCGACAAAUGUGCCGUUUCCAUCAGGCCGGGCGUAACAUUUUUUUAUCCGACAUGUACUUUACUUGCAUAAAAUGGUUGGAUGGAAAACUGGUUAGGCCUUCUGAGUGUGGAGUGGAUCAACCUGGAGCAUUUUGUAUUAUUCUAUACGUUAAUCCGAUACACAUAAUUUAGUAUGAUAUUUCCAUUUUAGGCAGCAGUUUAUCACCCUGUAUCCCACUGCUGGCUUGCCUCUGCAGCUAAGCAGAGUUGGUCCCUGGAUGGGAGACCAGAUGCUGCUCGAAGUGGUGUUGGAGGGCCAGUAGCAUGCACUCUUUCCUCUGUUCUAAAAAUAUAUACAGUGCAUUCGGAAAGUAUUCAUUUUCCACAUUAUGUUAUGUUACAGCCUUAUUCUAAAAUUGAAUGAAUUAUUUUUUCCCCUCAUCAAACUACACACAAUACCCCAUAAUGACAAAGCAAAAACAGGUUUUUAGAAAUGUUUGCAAAAUGUAUUAAAAAUACAAAAACAGAAAUACCUUAUUUACAUAAGUAUUCAGACCCUUUGCUAUGUGACUCGAAAUUGAGCUCGGGUGCAUCCUGUUUCCAUUGAUCCUCCUUGAGAUGUUUCUACCACUUGAUUGGAGUCCACCUGUGGUAAAUUCAAUUGAUUGGACAUGAUUUGGAAAGGCACACACCUGUCUAUAUAAAGUCCCACAGUUGGCAGUGCAUGUCAGAGCAAAAACCAAGCCAUGAGGUCGAAGGAAUUGUCCGUAGAGCUCCGAGACAGGAUUGUGUCGAGGCGCAGAUCUGGGGAAGGGUACCAAAACAUUUCUGCAGCAUAGAAGGUCCCCAAGAAUACAGUGGCCUCCAUCAUUCUUAAAUGGAAGAAGUUUGGAACCACUAAGACUCUUCCUAGAGCUGGCCGCCCGGCCAAACGGAGCAAUCUUGGGAGAAGGGCCUUGGUCAGGGAGGUGACCAAGAACCUGAUGGUCACUGACAGAGCUCCAGAGUUCCUCUGUGGAGGUGGGAGAACUUCCAGAAGGACAACCAUCUCUGCAGCACUCCACCAAUAAGGCCUUUAUGGUAGAGUGGCCAGACGGAAGCCAGUCCUCAGUAAGGCACAUGACAGCCUGCUUGGAGUUUGCCAAAAGGCACCUAAAGGACUCUCAGACCAUGAGAAACAAGAUUCUCUGGUCUGAUGAAACCAAGAUUCAACUCUUUGGCCUGAAUGCCAAGCGUCACAUCUGGAGGAAACCUGGCACCAUCCCUACGGUGAAGCAUGGUGGUGGCAGCAUCAUGCUGUGGGGAUGUUUUUCAGCAGCAGGGACUGAGAAAUUAGUCAGGAUCGAGGGAAAGAUGAACAGAGCAAAGUACAGAGAGAUCCUUGAUGAAAACCUGCUCCAGAGCGCUCAGGACCUCUGACUGGGGCGAAGGUUCACCUUCCAACAGGACAACGACCCUAAGCACACAGACAAGACAACGCAGGAGUGGCUUCAGAACAAGUCUCUGAAUGUCCUUGAGUGGCCCAGCCAGAGCCAGGACUUGAACCCGAUCGAACAUCUCUGGAGAGACCUGAAAAUAGCUGUGCAGCGAUGCUGUCCAUCCAACCUGACAGAGAUUGAGAGGAUUUGCAGAGAAGAAUGGGAGAAACUCCCCAAAUACAGGUGUGCCAAGCUUGUAGCUUCAUACCCAAGAAGAUUUGAGGCUGUAUUCGCUGCCAAAGGUGCUUCAACAAAGUACUGAGUAAAGGGUCUGAAUACUUAUGUUAAUAUAAUAUUUCCAUUUUUUAUUUUUUAUAAAUUAGCAAAAAUGUCUAAAAACCUGUUUUUGCUUUGUCAUUAUGGGGUAUUGUGUGUAGAUUGAUGAGGGGGAAAAACUAUUUAAUCCAUUUUAAAAUAAGGCUGUAAUAUAACAAAAUGUGGAAAAAGUCAAGGGGUCUGAACACUUCCUGAAUGCAGUGUAUAUCCCAAUGCCCCAGGGCAGUUACUGGGGACAUUGCCUUGUGUAGGGUGCCGUCUUUCGGAUCGGACAUUAAACGGGUGUCCUGGCUCUCUGUGGUCACUGAAGAUCCCAUGGCACUCAUCGUAAGAGUAGGGGUGUUAACCCCAGUGUCCUGGCUAAAUUCCCAAUCUGGUCCUCAUACGAUCAUGGCCACCUAAUCAUCUCCAGCUUCCAAUUGGCUCAUUCAUCACCCCUCCUCUCCCCUUUAGCUAUUCCCCAGGUCGUUGCUGUAAAUGAGUGUGUUCUCAGUCCACUUAUCUGGUAAAAUAUGGGUAAAAUAUAUUAAUAAAAUAAACAUUUCGUAUGACAAAUUACAAUUCGUAUAUUAUAUGUUACGAAUUUGCAAAAUGUACAAUAUGUUACGAAUUUGCAAACGUAUAAUACGUUACGAAUUAGCAAAACGUAUGAUAUAUUAUGAAUUCUAGCUAGGUGGCUCGCUAACGUUAGCUUGGCUAGGGGUUAGGGCUAAGGUUAGGGUUAAGUUUAGGAGUUAGGUUUAAGAGGGUUAGGGGAAGGGUUAGCUAAAAAAGUUAGGGUUAGAUGAAGGAUUAGCUAAAAGGGUUAGGGGGAGGGGAAGGGUUAGCUAACAUGCUAAGUAGUUGCAAAGUAGCUAAAAAGUAGUAAGUAGUUGAAAAGUUACUAAUUAGCUAAAAUGCUAAAGUUGUCUGUGAUGAGAUUCGAACUCGCAACUCCCCUCGGACUAACCACCCUACUUUCGUUUUUGCCUUAAGUAACCAUCUGUCUUAUAUAACCAUAACAAACAUAACAUACUAAAUUGAGGGACUCUGAUUUACGUACAGAAUAAUACAAAAUGCUCUGAGACCAAGUUGAGUGGAUAACUCCAGGUGUGCUGCUGAGUAGAAAGGUCAUGAUAGUGUAGCCAUUGACAUUUCUCUUACUAGGACUAUUUAUCAGCCAUAGAUAGCCCUAUAGAUAACGCAGUAUCUUGUUCAAAGUCCGUUUUUGAAAAGUGUGUUAACGGUGAAUUGGGUGCAAUAUGGCUGUUAGUAGCCUAGUUAUCUAGUGUAGGUUUUAUCUUUUAAUUUCCCCACCACAUCUACACUGAACAAAAAUAUAAAUGCAAGAUGCAACAAUUUCAAAGAUUUUACUGAGUUACAGUUCAUAAGGAAAUCAGUCAAUUGAAAUAAAUAAAUUAGGUUCUAAUCUAUGGAUUCCACAUGACUGGGAAUACAGAUAUGCAUCUGUUGGUCACAGAUACCUUAAAAAAAAAGGUAAAGGCUAGGGUUGAAUGGCGGGAACCCGGUUACCAAGAUUUACCACCCAAAACCACUCCCUUUUCCCAAGAUAAAUAACUGUGAGAAACCGGUACAUUAUAAUAAAUUAUUUAUAUGAACAGCAUGACGUGAUAUUGAACUGUUAAAUUAUAUGCAAUGUCUAAAUCUGGAUUCUCUAUGGCCAUCUUUCUGUUCACUGCAUGAUGAAGCAUCAACGCCCAGGGUGGGGACCGACAGCCCAUCUCAGUAUGUAGACCUAUCAUCUCAUCAUGGUAACUUUUUUUAUUGUGACAGGUAGACCUACAUUUGCUGCAGCAUAGCCUAUGCUACAGUAAUAUGAAGAUCGAAUGCGUGUCUAAUUUACACAUCUCAGUCUGGCUUUCGGGGAUCACCUUAUUUUUUUAAUUGUAAAGAUAUUUUUUAAUUUGCAGCUGCAGACUAUAUAAUUGCUUUAAAUCAGUGCACAGGUGACCACUCUCAUGAAGUCUUUCUUUCUCUCCAUCAAUUCCAUUCAAAUUGCAUCCAAAAUAGAUAAUCCUGUUCAAGAUUAAUGUAUAGGCCUACAGUGCAUUCAGAAAGUAUUCAGACCCCUUGACUUUUUCCACAUUUUGUUACGUUACAGCCUUAUUCUAAAAUGGAUCAAAAAUUUUAAAAUAAAAUCCUCAUCAAUCUUCACAAAAUACCACAAAAUGACAAAGCAAAAACAGGUUUUUAAAUUUUUUAUCAAAUUUAUAAAAUAAAAACGGAAAUAUACAUUUACAUAAUUGUCAGACCCUUUACUCAGUACUUUGUUGAAGCACCUUUGGCAGCGAUUACAGCCUCGAGUCUUCUUGUGUAUGACACUACAAGCUUGGCACACCUGUAUUUGGGGAGUUUCUCCCAUUCCUUUCUGCAGAUCCUCUCAAGCUCUGUCAGGUUGGAUGGGGAGCGUUGCUGCACAGCUAUGUUUAAAGAACCCCCGCGGGUUGUCUUCAGAUGCGCCCCCAACAUCAGUCAAAUGGUGGUAAGGUCUGAUCUUCCACCAGUGCCACGUAGUACCUUCCUAGACAAUGUGCUGGACGGUAAUUAUAGAUGUGGCCGAUGUACCCAGUGUAACUUUACAAACAAAUGCACACUGUUCAAUCACCCUAUUACGGGUAAAGCCAUUAAGAUUAAGGGCAUCAUUACGUGUUCCACAAAAAAUGUGAUAUACCUGAUCAAGUGUAUUUGUGGUCUAUGCUAUGUAGGAAAAAUUAAACGAGCUCUGAAAACAAGGAUAGCAGAACACAGGAGUAAUAUCAGGACCCCAUCUGCCCGGUACAGUUGAAACCGGGAUUCAUCCAUGAAGAGCACACUUCUCCAGUGUGCCAGUGGCCAUCGAAGGUGAGCAUUUGCCCACUGAAGUCGGUUACGACGCCGAACUGCAGUCAGGUCAAGACCCUGGUGAGGACGACAAGCAUGCAGAUGAGCUUCCCUGAGACGGUUUCUGAAAGUUUGUGCAGAAAUUCUUCAGUUGUGGGAACCCACAGUUUCAUCUGCUGUCCGAGUGGCUCGUCUCAGACAAUCCCGUAGGUGAAGAAGCCGGAUGUGGAGGUCCUGGGCUGGUGUGGUUACACAUGGUCUGCCAUUGUGAGGCUGGUUGGAUGUACUGCCAAAUUCUCUAAAAUGAAGUUGGAGGCAGCUUAUGAUAGUGAAAUGAACAUUCAAUUAUCUGGCAACAGCUCUGGUGGAUUCAGAUUCAGAGUGUUUAAUACACACGUACAGGGUUGCAGGUGUGAUUGCAGACUAUAGUGAACGUCAUAGGCUUUGAGCUCCAACAUGCAGGACUAAGGUCAUUCCUGCAGUCAGCAUGCCAGUUGCACACUCCCUUAAAACUUGAGACAUCUGUGGAAUUGUGUUGUGUGACAAAACUGCACAUUUUAGAGUGGCCUUUUAUUGUCCCCAGCACCUGUGUAAUGAUCAUGCUGUUUAAUCAGGUUCUUGAUAUGCCACACCUGUCAGGUGGAUGGAUUAUCUUGGCAAAGGAGAAAUGCUCACUAACAGGGAUGUUAACAAAUGAGUGCACAACAUUUUAGAGAAAUAAGCUUUUUGUGUGUAUGGAACAUUUCUGGGAUCUUUUAUUUCAGGUCAUGAAACAUGGGACCAACACUUUACAUGUUGCGUUUAUAUUUUUGUUCAGUGUUGCUUAUGCAUUGCCUUCCACAGAGUAAUGUAAGUCAGAGGUCAUACAUACGCAUCCCCCAGUAUAGUAUAGUGCAGGGAUCAUCAACUAGAUUCAGCCGCGGGCCGAUUUCUUGAGCGAAUGGUCGGGGGCUGGAACAUAAUUACAAAUCAUUUGUAGACUGCAAAUUGACUGCAAGAAGCCCAAACAUAUAUAAUAUUUGACUAAAACAAUAGUUUCAAACCUUGCUUAGAUUUGUAUACAAUCAGAUGUGUCUCUUUAUUAUGCGUGGCAAUACUAUUAUUAUUAUUUUUGCUCAGAAAACAUGGAGCUCCAAAUAAAACCACCCACAGGCCCGACCAGUUGGGGAACCCUGGUAUAGUGCAAACAAGGGAACCCCAGUGACAACUGCUUGCUAGCACUGUUAGCUCUUGGGUAGAGAUACAAAAGGAGUUUGGCUAUAUCCUAACAAUGAUGAGCAAAAAGUGGAGGGUUAGUGCACAAGCUGGAGACCCUCUGGAAUGGAUAGAGCUGAAUAGUAUUUUUGUCAAACAUGUUGCAACCUAUCAGGUGUUACAAUGACCAUGUGAUCAUAGUAGAAAAUGACUUGGAUGUGUGGCACAGGUGGGACAUGUGUAGGCCUACAUAAUUAAUGUUUUCAAAAGUUGGUGGAAGGAAUUUGUGUGUAUGGGGCACUGUUUGUAACAUGCUAUUUUGUGAAAAAUAGAUGUUUUCCAAGAACUGACUGUCUGAUCACAUCUCUGUUCUGUUAUCAGUGGACAGUGUUCUGGCCACAGCAGGUCCCUUAUGUCAAACUAGGUCCGCUUGGUACCCUGUCCAGAUACCUGGUGGACAAUCACCAUUCUCUCAUGUACAAAGGGUAAGUUACUGUUCCUCCAUGAUAAUGUCCACAAGGUUCUGUCAUCAAGUGGCAUGGGGUGAAAUGUUGGCCAAACAAGUUUAUAGUCAGAAUGAGGAUAGUCAAUGUGAAAUUGAAGGUAAUUCUGAAUGAAACUGCAGUUACAAUGUUCAUCACAUGCAGGGGUUGCCAUCACAAUAGAUCACUGUAAAUGAGCUUUCUAAUGAUGUGCCAAGUACCCACAGAAUACAGAGGCUUAGUCAGGCUGCUUAAUCAACUGUGUCCUACUCCCUUCACCAUUUUCACUCUUAUCACCAUAUUUUCAGUGUAACACUUCAACUCAUUCAUCACAUACAUGGCCACUUAUUAAAUAUCAAAGAAACACUCACACAUUUUAUAUCCAUACAAGACCAAUGUGUUUUCUGUUUUUGUGUUGCUGAUCAAUUGCUGUGGUGUGGUACCAUACCAUUGUAGCUAGCAGAGGUCAUGAGUUCAUUGGUCAAUUGCCAGAAAUACUGUUAAGGCUCGCACACAUCGCACCGAAUGUGGAUCUAGCGUUAGUUUGUCGAUCAUUAAGAGCGCUGUGUUUUAGGGACCACCUGCUGUAAAUGUCUGAUUGCCAACAGUUUUCACACAAUUCUACAUGUAAAAUCGGUACGCAAAUUUCGUACAGAGGUGCUAAGUACUCUCGGCCAGCAAACGCUGAUGUUGUGCCUGAGCCCUUAGACUGUUUUCAAAAACCUAUUAGAAAUAGACUAGAAACAUCCUCAUUCUGGAUGUUGUGUGUUUCUCUGUGUUUUAGAUGGUGGGCAACCUGGGCCAUCCACGUGGCUGAAGCCCUUGUUGCCAUGAAGGUCUGCAGGUAAGAUGGAUUUCCAUAUCCAUGUUUCCUCUAUGGGGCGCUAUUGUUCUGAAAUUUUGUUCGCCGGUGAUUGUGAAGCAAACUGCCGGUCUCAUGGUAAUUGACUGUUAAUUAACAUUAACACGUUUAAUAUCUCCUGGCUUCCACGCAUAGCCUACAAUCCACUGAUACAGACCUUUGGAACAUCUACAUUUAAAAAAAGUCAAAAUAAAUUCAGUUAAUAUAGCCUACAACAUCACAAUAUAUCCAUUAUUUAUUUUAGACAGGUCUAAAGAAACAUGAUAUGAAGAAAAUGUAGUCUAUUUCAGAUGAACAGAAUAGCAUACUCUGAGUUGUCCUUGUUAGGCCCUGAUCUGAUCUGGCUAUGCCAUAUGGCUGUGGACUACACUAGUUCAUUUAGCAGACAAGAUUUGCUUAGAAUUCCAUGGCAUUAUUUUAUAUUAUUUUAUAGUAUGAAGAAUACAAUUGAACAUAGCUGAAUAAAAUAGAAAUAAUAUUUUCUCCAAACGAUUUCUGAGCGGUUAACAAAGAAACAGGUCCUCCUAUAUGCUUAAUUUAUAGUUAUUUAUGCAACUUUAGUACAUUCUAAGGCUGCAUGAUGCGACUAAUGAUGAUUAGUAAAAAGUCGCAUGAAAGGCAUGAGCUCUGCUUUGUUUCUUGUGCAGGCUGCACACACUUCAUCAGUCUCUCAUUCACAAUGUGACAAGCACUUGAUCAUAUUCUCACCAGGCCUCUAAUUUCCUGGCGGCAUCCCCCUAAAAUAUCGAUGCCUUUUGCGGCGAAAUUGGCUGUUGUACCCUUGGGCUGAAUAUAAUAAUUAUAAUUCCCUUCUCCCGGCUGCCAAUUGCCUGCUCCGAAGCACCUCUCACUCACAUGGCUCUCUCAGACAUCAAAAUUCUUAUUAGCCAAUGCCCAUCACGUGAUCGGGUCCUUCUCACAGGCAUCUCAGCUCUGAAGUGAAGACAGACACAUGGGGGACGCAACUGCGCGUGUCCCUCUUAUCAAAUUCCAAGGCGCGUAUUGAACUGUCCACAUGUACUUUCCGUCAGCUAACAAGAUGAGUAGGCCUAAUGAACAGCAAAAGCACUCGCCUAUGUCAAUCUACUAUCCCCCAUAGUACAAAAGUUGACCUAUUCUAUUGGUAAUGCUUUAUUAUAAAGGUGCAUUUUUAGGGCGAAAAUUAUCUUCCCCAAACUUGAAACUCACUCGCCGCCUACAGUGAGGGAAAAAAGUAUUUGAUCCCCUGCUGAUUUUGUACGUUUGCCCACUGACAAAGAAAUUAUCAGUCUAUAAUUUUAAUGGUAGGUUUAUUUGAACAGUGAGAGACAGAAUAACAACAAAAAAAUCCAGAAAAACGCAUGUCAAAAAUGUUAUAAAUUGAUUUGCAUUUUAAUGAGGGAAAUAACUAUUUGACCCCCUCUCAAGCAGAAAGAUUACUGGCUCCCAGGUGUCUUUUAUACAGGUAACAAGCUGAGAUUAGGAGCACACUCUUACAGGGAGUGCUCCUAAUCUCAGUUUGUUACCUGUAUAAAAGACACCUGUCCACAGAAGCAAUCAAUCAAUCAGAUUCCAAACUCUCCACCAUGGCCAAGACCAAAGAGCUCUCCAAUGAUGUCAGGGACAAGAUUGUAGACCUACACAAGGCUGGAAUGGGCUACAAGACCAUCGCCAAGCAGCUUGGUGAGAAGGUGACAACAGUUGGUGUGAUUAUUCGCAAAUGGAAGAACCACAAAAGAACUGUCAAUCUCCCUCGGCCUGGGGCUCCAUGCAAGAUCUCACCUCGGGGAGUUGCAAUGAUCAUGAGAACGUUGAGGAAUCAGCCCAGAACUACACGGGAGGAUCUUGUCAAUGAUCUCAAGGCAGCUGGGACCAUAGUCACCAAGAAAACAAUUGGUAACACACUACACCGUGAAGGACUGAAAUCCUGCAGCGCCCGCAAGGUCCCCCUGCUCAAGAAAGCACAUAUACAGGCCCGUCUGAAGUUUGCCAAUGAACAUCUGAAUGAUUCAGAGGAGAAUUGGGUGAAAGUGUUGUGGUCAGAUGAGACCAAAAUUUAGCUUUUUGGCAUCAACUCAACUCGCCGUGUUUGGAGGAGGAGGAAUGCUGCCUAUGACCCCAAGAACACCAUCCCCACCGUCAAACAUGGAGGUGGAAACAUUAUGCUUUGGGGGUGUUUUUCUGCUAAGGGGACAAGACAACUUCACCGCAUCAAAGAGACGAUGGACGGGACCAUGUACCGUCAAAUCUUGGGUGAUUACCUCCUUCCCUCAGCCAGGGCAUUGAAAAUUCCAGCAUGACAAUGACCCAAAUCACACGGCCAAGGCAACAAAGGAGUGACUCAAGAAGAAGCACAUUAAGGUCCUGGAGUGGCCUAGCCAGUCUCCAGACCUUAAUCCCAUAGAAAAUAUGUGGAGGGAGCUGAAGGUUCGAGUUGCCAAAUGUCAGCCUCGAGACCUUAAUGAGUGGGACCUUAAUGAGUGGGACAAAAUCCCUCCUGAGAUGUGUGCAAACCUGGUGGCCAACUACAAGAAACGUCUGACCUCUGUGAUUGCCAACAAGGGUUUUGCCACCAAGUACUAAGUCAUGUUUUGCAGAGGGGUCAAAUACUUAUUUCCCUCAUUAAAAUGCAAAUCAAUUUAUAACAUUUUUGACAUGCUUUUUCUGGAUUUUGUUGUUGUUAUUCUGUCUCUCACUGUUCAAAUAAACCUACCAUUAAAAUUAUAGACUGAUCAUGUCUUUGUCAGUGGGCAAACGUACAAAAUCAGCAGGGGAUCAAAUACUUUUUUCCCUCACUGUAUGUAUGCCAGUUAGGCUCUACACCGGUUGUAAAGCGGAUUAAUGUGCGACUAGGAUUUGAAAAAGUAGAGAGAAAAAAGGCAUGCGCUGUUUCAUGCCUUACUGCACACGCUGGGCAUCAUUCACAAGUGAUAGGCUAAUAUUGUCAGGACUCUCCAAAAAUGUUAGAUCGGGUUCGGGUUCAGGUCCAGGCUCUGGCUGGGCCACUCAAGGACAUUCAGACACUUGUCCCGAAGCCAAUCCUGCAUUGUCUUGGCUGUGUGCUUGUCCCAGUGUGAGGUCCUGAGCGCUCUGGAGCAGGUUUUCAUCAACUAUCUCUCUGUACUUUGCACCGUUCAUCUUUCCCUCGAUGCUGACUAGUCUCCUAGUCCCUACUGCUGAAAAACAUCCCCACAGCAUGAUGCUGCCACCACCAUGCUUCACCGUAGGGAUGGUGCCAGGUUUCCUCCAGACGUGAUGCUUGGCAUUCAGGCCAAAGAGUUCAAUCUUGGUUUCAUCAGACCAGAUAAUCUUGUUUCUCAUGGUCUGAGAGUCCUUUAGGUGCCUUUUGGCAAACUCCAAGCGGGCUGUCAUGUGCCUUUUACUGAGGAGUGGCUUCCGUCUGGCCACUCUACCAUAAAGGCCUGGUUUAGUGGAGUGCUGCAGAGAUGGUUGUCCUUCUGGAAGGUUCUCCCAUUUCCACAGAGGAACUCUGGAGCUCUGUCAGCGUGACCAUUGGGUUCUUGGUCACCUCCCUGACCAAGGCCCUUCUCCCCCGAUUGCUCAGUUUGGCCGGGCGGCCUGCCGACAUUUAUUCCAUUUAAGAAUGAUGGAGGCCAGCCUCCCGAGUGGCGCAGCGGUCUAAGGCAUUGCAUCGCAAUACUUUAGGCGUCACUACAGACCCGGGUUCGAUCCCAGGCUGUGUCACAACCGGCAGUGACCGGGAGUCCCAUAGUUAGGGGAGGGUUUGGCCAGGGGUGCUUUAUUUGGCUCAUCGCGCUCUAGCGACUCCUUGUGGUGGGCCGGGUGCCUACAGGCUGACUUCGGUCGUCAGGUAAACAGUGUUUCCUCCGGUACAUUGGUGCGGCUGGCUUCCGGGUUAAGCGGGCGGUGUUAAGAAGCGCGGUUUGGCGGGUCAUGUCUCUGAGGACGCAUGACUCGACCAUCGCCUCUCCCGAGCCUGUUGGGGAGUUGCAGCAAUGAGACAAGAUCGUAAUUGGAUCACAAAAUUGGGGAGAAAAAGGGAGUACAUUUUUUUAUACAAAUAAUAAUAAUUAAAAGAAUGAUGGAGGCCACUGUGUUCUUGGGGACCUUCAAUGCUGCAGAAAUGUUUUGAUACCCUUCCCCAGAUCUGUGCCUCGACACAAUCCUGUCUCGGAGCUCUACGGACAUUUCCUUCAACCUCAUGGCUUGGAUUUUGCUCUGACAUGCACUGUCAACUGUAGGACCUUAUAUAGCCAGGUGUGUGCUUUUACAAAUCACGACCAAUCAAUUGAAUUUACCACAGGUGGACUAAAAUGAAGUUGUAGAAACAUCUCAAGGAUGAUCAAUGGAAACAGGAUGCACCUGAGCUCAAUUUCGAGUCUCUUAGCAAAGGGUCUGAAUACUUAUUGUAAAAUGGACUAAAUUAAACAAUUUCCUCAUCAAUCUAACCACAAUACCCCAUAAUGACAAAGCGAAAACAGGUUUUUAGAAAUCUUUGCAAAUGUAUUCAAAAUAAAAAACAGAAAUACCUUAUUUACAUAAGGCUGUAAUGUAACAAAAUGUGGAAAAAGCGAAGGGGUCUGAAUACUGUAUAUUUUAGCAAUUACAUUUACUUUUGAUACUUAAGUAUAUUUAAAAUCAAAUACUUUUAGACUUACUCAAGUAGUACUUAACUGGGUGACUUUCACUUUUACUUGAGUCAUUUUCUAUUAAGGUAUCUUUACUUUUACCCAAGUAUGACAAUUGGGUAAUUUUUCCACCAUCGGUGUCUUGACUGUGAUCGGGUAGGUGUGUCUUGUCUGUUUAAUGAACAAAAUAACGAACAAUUGAUUUCAUUUCGAUGGUGCAGCCAUGGCUGCACAGACCCAUAACAUAGGCCUAAUUAAACUCAAAAUAUCCUAUUCUAUUCUUUUGAAAAAAAAAAAUAUUGGUCUUAUGUUUCUUUUAAUAAUAAUGGAUUUAUUUUUGAUGGUGUAUUUUCUCAAUGGAUUUCUUCUAGUGCACCAUCCCUCGUCAUGUUUUGUUUUGUCCAGAAGAGGGCAUUGUAUAACUGCAUCUCUAGUUACAUUUAAGAUCUUAUAAUGCACAGCCUUCUGUCACCUCUCUUUAUAUUUGCCUAUUUGGACUCUACUCAAUACCUUAAAGGCCAUUAUGCUGUAGUCAUUGUCACUGAAGACUGAACUGCUUUGUGUGUGUGUGUGUGUCUUCACAGUGACAAAGGGGUGGACGGCACAAGGACACGUUGCCUCUGGUUUGUUCAGACGGUGCUGUUUGGCUUUGCCUCUCUCGGCCUGCUUCUCAAAUACAAACCUGACCACAGGCCCAAACAACACUGA